Aricia agestis (brown argus) is the source of this 1440-nucleotide messenger RNA. RefSeq lists its product as uncharacterized. Lineage: Eukaryota; Metazoa; Arthropoda; Insecta; Lepidoptera; Lycaenidae. The transcript is spliced from 8 exons. Gene Ontology annotation, cellular component: cytosol; autophagosome membrane; autophagosome. Gene Ontology annotation, molecular function: ubiquitin protein ligase binding. Gene Ontology annotation, biological process: autophagosome assembly; macroautophagy; autophagy of mitochondrion. Bases 97 to 921 code for a protein of 274 amino acids. The record is from RefSeq and is a predicted model, not a curated record.
AGUUUGUCGCAAAUCAAUGGAUAUUAUCAGCAGGGAGCAACAAAGUGCACUAUAUUAUAUCGCGAUGUGCAUUGCACGUCAUAUGUUUACGCGCUCAUGCGACUACAUAAACAAAUUAUUGUGUUUACAACCCGCAGUAUCUUUCUAGUGACUGAACCGAAAGCACGUCCCGGCAAAAUGGAGUUGAAUUUCAUAACUACGCUUAUUAAACACGAUGUGAACCAUAAUGUGAAAGAGUGCUUCAAAACUAAAAAGACGUACCUUAGCAGAAAAGAAGAAGUGAAGGCAAUCAAAAGCAAGUUCCCCACAAAAGUACCUCUAAUAGUAGAAAGAUACGAAAAGGAAAGAAGUUUGCCUACGUUCGACAAAAAGAAGUUCUUAGUACCGGAAGAUAUUACAAUGUCACAGUUCCUAGUGGUUAUUAGAAAUAGGAUUAGGAUUAAGCCAAACCAAGCUCUCUAUUUAAUAAUAAAUAACAGAUCAAUGCUGAGUAUGAGUCUGACAAUGGCACAAGCAUACGACUUGUACGGAGACGAGGAUGGAUUUUUAUAUAUUACUUACGCAUCCCAGGAAGUUUUCGGCUAUCAAGAUGGUAUGAUGGCAAACAGUGAAGAAGUACAAGUGAUUAGAGAUAGAUUCCCAAAUAAAAUUCCGUUGUACGUGGAGAGAUACGCACGCGAGCGUGAGGUGCCAGCGCUAGGCAGGACCAAGUUUCUGGUGCCUCAGGAGCUCACCAUGUCCCAGUUCCUCUACAUCAUACGGACCAAGAUGAAACUGAGAGAUUCACAGGCCCUAUAUCUCCUGGUGAACGACAAGGUGGUGGUCAGCCACAGCAUGACGAUGGCGCAGGCGUACCAGCAGUACCGGCGGCCCGACGGCUUCCUCCACAUCACGUACGCCGCGCAGCAGGUCUUCGGCUGACUGAGGUUCUUUUUCAGGUACUUUAAAGGCUGCAAAUGGAUUAUAUCUGGUGUAUAUCAUCGACAAUAGUAAAGACUGAUAGUAUUUUAUUUUGUGAUAUAAUUGUAGUUAGUGGUCAUAAUGAAUUUACCUUUCGUAGUGUAGCAUUUAAUAAAUGCUAUAUUAUUGUUUAGUAAUUUCAUAGAUCUGCAUGCAAUUAUUCGAUGAUAUUUCUUAUUUUCUCGUAGUUUAAGAUUGUUUUAUAACUAUUGCGUGUAAACAAUUUUGGUAAUAGACACGUUAAAAUUUAAAUGAUCUCUAAAAUUAUGAAAAAAAUACUUAAUAUAUUAUAAUUAAUAUUAAUUUUAAGCUUGAGGAAUGAUUUAUUAGUGUAUUGAAUUUUUUAUAAGUGAUAUUUAGGGUUAAGCGCAGCGAGUAUUAAAAUCGCGGCUCAGUGUGAAACGACCCUUACAUGAAUCCCGUUAUGUGUAUUAAUUAGUAAUUUGAAUUUUGUAUCUAAAUAAAAACGAUAAUUGAUUU